Messenger RNA from Ostreococcus lucimarinus CCE9901, 975 nucleotides. Its product is annotated as DMT family transporter: phosphate/phosphoenolpyruvate DMT. The record is from RefSeq and is a predicted model, not a curated record. Gene Ontology annotation, cellular component: Golgi apparatus. Lineage: Eukaryota; Viridiplantae; Chlorophyta; Mamiellophyceae; Mamiellales; Bathycoccaceae. The transcript has a single exon. Bases 1 to 975 code for a protein of 324 amino acids. Gene Ontology annotation, molecular function: antiporter activity; nucleotide-sugar transmembrane transporter activity.
AUGUCCAUCGCCGCGUCCUCGUCGCGGCUGUCCACCGCGGACGCGAUGAAGUGGGCGUCCAACUUUGUGAGCUCGGUGGCGAUCGUGAUGGUGAAUAAACAGCUCAUGGGAGCGUCUGGAUUGGCGUUUCAGUACGCGACGACGCUGUGCGGGAUGCACUUCCUGUGCACGAUGAGCGUGCGGUGGUGUCGACCGCGCGGGGCGGCGGCGGCGCGCGCGGAGGCCGCGAAGGGCGGCCGCGAGCUGCCGCAAAAGAAACUGCUCGCCUUCGUCGCCGUUGCGUCGACGAGCAUCAUAUCGCUUAACUUGUCGCUGAUGUUGAAUCACGUCGGGUUUUAUCAGCUCGCCAAGCUGUUGCAAAUUCCCGCGGUGUGCCUGAUCGAGGUGGCGUUCUUCGGGCGAAAGGUUUCUUGGGCGCUCGCGCGCGCCAUCGGAGUGGUUAUGUUCGGCGUCGGUAUCGCGACGUUGCAGGAAACGACGAUGAACUUUUGGGGAACCAUCGUGGCCGCGAUCGCGGUGUUGUCCACGAGCGCGCAGCAAAUCCUCGUCAGUCGAUUACAGAGCGAAUAUUCAAUCAGUAGUAACGAUUUACUCGGGCGAACGGCGCCGCUCAUGGCCUUGGCCAUGCUCACCGUCGGCCCGUUUCUCGAUCAAAUAUUGACUGGAAGCUUUAUCACGGACUAUUAUUGGACCGGUGAGUCGGUGAUGUUCCUGUCGGCGUCGUGUUUGCUGGCGAUUUGGGUGAACAUUUCGCAGUACAUGUGCAUUGGCACUUUCAGCGCGUUGUCUUUUCAAGUCAUCGGCCACGUCAAAACGGUGUUCAUCUUCUUCUUCGGCUGGCUCUUGUUCGACAUUCCCGUGACUUGGAACAACGUCAUCGGUGGGUUAGUGGCUAUCGCGGGGAUAUCGUAUUACUCCCACAUCGCCUCGCUGGAAAAAGAGAACGCGGCGCAGACGAGACGACCGAGCGUGUGA